GUGAGGUGUAUGUGCCUCUGUGGGUGAAGAAGGGAAGUCUGAAGUUCCCCAAAGACAAGGACCCCCCCGUGAUAAUGGUUGGUCCCGGGACAGGACUGGCCCCUUUCCGCUCGGCCGUACAGGAGAGGAUCGCUGAGGGAAAACACGACAACGUUCUGUUCUUCGGCUGUCGCUCUGAAUCCAAAGACUUCUUCUACCGGUCAGAGUGGGAGGAGAAGAUGGAGGCCGGACAUCUGACCCUCUUCACCGCCUUCUCACGAGACCAGGAGGAGAAGGUGUAUGUGCAGCAGCGUGUGAGGGAGAACGCUGAGCUGCUGUGGGAUCUGAUCGCCAACAGAAGUGCCUGCUUCUACAUCGCUGGUAAUGCUAAAGACAUGCCCACCAGUGUGUGUGACACUCUGAAAGAGGUCUUCCAGCAGGAGGGGGGUCUGUCCUCAGAGGAGGCCGAGCAGAUGCUGCUCACCAUGGAGAGGACGGGUCGAUUCCAGAGCGAGACCUGGUCCUGAAAACAUCUCCGCAAAAUCAUCCAUCAGUCAGCAUCCUUCCAGACCGUUCUCCACCGUGUGAAUUGACGGGAGAUUCUCAAGCAGCGUUUGUGUCUUGAACGCCACACGGAUAUGAAAUGUGUUCACAUCAUCAAGUGAGAACAAACCCAUCGUCUGCAGUCAAACACGCCGAAAGAUGGAGGAACAAACAGCCAAUCAAAAGCUUUCAUUUUCAAGAUACCCCUACCCGAGGUAGAACAAAACACAACCAUGGUUUUCCUUACUAUAAUAUGUAUAGUUUAUGAAACGGAGUUAAAACGUGUGUAUACAACCAUCUCAUAACUAAACAUAUUAUAGUAAAUAAAAACAUGGUUGUGUUUUGUUCUACCUCGGGUACUUCCACUACCUCAACUUGUAGGGCCCUCUACUAAAAGCAAAGAUGAGAAAUUGGCACAAACGUAAACUGGUACUGAAGGAUUACCCGUUUACAUCCAAGUGGUCUAAAGUCAAGGUCAAUGGUUUCCCGUGAUAACUCAAACGUAUGACAAUUUCUCCCAAUAGGAUAAAAUAAUGAGAUCCUGGACACACGUGGAGGUAAACGGCAGCAUGACUGGUUUUUGGAGGAACUGUGAGUCGGUGACUUUAGUUAAUUGGGUGACUUAUAUUUAAAUGAUUCGCACGAAAUUGUCUGAUAACAGAUUCCUACAUAAAAUGAAAGGAUAACCUGAUAGGUAUUUUCAUCCUCACUUCAUCAUUGUAGCUUACUGAUACACAAUCUUGAAUAUAAUGUAUUAUAAUGUGAUCUGAAGAAGCUGACAGUAUGGCUCAAUGGUGCUGCUCACAUUGUGAAAUAUAACUAAUUGAUGUUUUAAAUAUGCCUUAAUAAACGUAAUCUGA
Notothenia coriiceps (black rockcod) is the source of this 1382-nucleotide messenger RNA. Its product is annotated as NADPH-dependent diflavin oxidoreductase 1-like. The transcript is spliced from 4 exons. Gene Ontology annotation, molecular function: oxidoreductase activity; FMN binding; flavin adenine dinucleotide binding. The annotation marks the transcript as partial. Gene Ontology annotation, cellular component: cytosol. Lineage: Eukaryota; Metazoa; Chordata; Actinopteri; Perciformes; Nototheniidae. The record is from RefSeq and is a predicted model, not a curated record.